AUGAGCCUGGCCGCUGUUGGCAGAUUUAAGGUCCGCUGCGACGCCAGAUUCAGCGUGAGCAAUGUUCACCCCGGUGUGACUUUCGUGUACUGCUCUAGUUUGGAGAACGUAGGGUCUGCUAGAUUCCAUUGGAAAACCCAUUUCUGUAUUGUUUUUUCCGGUGCACCGGGGGAGUCCCCCAAGGAGAGGAGGCGUCAGGGGGCCAGAUGUGGGUUACACGCCUGGUACAGCCCCAACUCAGACAUUUCCAAAAACCCUGUCGUUUGGCACUUCACGGGGAAAGAAACCAAGCAGGUGAUCAGCUUCAGCUCCGGCGAGGUUGGUUACGGCCAGAACGAGUUCACCAAAAGAGUGGGCUUCAGCGCGGCCAUGCCCUCAGCCAACCUGUCCAUCUACAUCAACAACACCCAGGAGUCGGACUCUGGGGCCUACCUAUGCACUGUCAUCAUCCCUGGAAGUCCUGUCCUUUUGGGAAACAUCCACCUUAACGUCAAAGUCCCUCCUUCUCCCCCAGUGUGCGCCAUGACAGGGAACCCAGUGGUGAAGGGCAACGUGACUCUGAGCUGUAAGUCCAGUCAUGGAAAACCCGUCCCUCAGUACAAAUGGACCAAGUCUGCACCUAUGUCUGAGGUCUUCUUCUCCCCAAUGCAGAAAUGGAGAGCCUGCCCCCAGCCCAUGCUUGUCCUUGGGUUCAUGGAUGAGAGGCACGGCACCCUCAGGCUGAGCAACCUCACUAAAAGCAUGUCAGGGAAGUACAUCUGCCGAGCCAGCAACACUGCCGGGUCCGACAGCUGCUCCGUUAACCUGGAGGUCAUCACCUCUUCCAAUGCAGGCAUGAUUGCAGCAGCUACGCUGGGGUCAAUAGUGGGCCUGGUGGCCAUGGUGCUCUUCCUCAUAUUCAUACUGAGAAGACGGGGGGACACUGAGGAGGAGAUGGCCAACGAGAUCAAGGAGGAUGUCAGGCACCAAAGCAGUGUCCGGGGCAAAGGUAACAGGGCUAGAAAAUUUUCCGAACAACGCUGUCCUCCAUAGCCCCACCCGACCCCAAACCCGAACCCCCAAAAAUCCCCAUACCCGACUCCCCCAACAUAAACUCAGACGCCCGGCUCGGGAAUCAAUCCCUACCACGGGCCCGGGAAACCAUUGUUGGGGAUUUCCGGUUACAACAUUGGGGAACCCCCGUCACGCAAACACAAGCGCUUCCAGUCAAGGGGGCCCCCUUCGAUUUUUAAAGGGGGCUUU
Molecule: messenger RNA, 1242 nt
Organism: Etheostoma spectabile (orangethroat darter)
Lineage: Eukaryota; Metazoa; Chordata; Actinopteri; Perciformes; Percidae
Gene: esamb
Product: endothelial cell adhesion molecule b
Exons: 9
Coding region: 1-1032 (343 amino acids)
Biological process (GO): homophilic cell-cell adhesion
Cellular component (GO): adherens junction; plasma membrane
Molecular function (GO): cell-cell adhesion mediator activity
Source: RefSeq, a predicted model, not a curated record